Molecule: messenger RNA, 504 nt
Organism: Aedes aegypti (yellow fever mosquito)
Lineage: Eukaryota; Metazoa; Arthropoda; Insecta; Diptera; Culicidae
Product: 39S ribosomal protein L47, mitochondrial
Exons: 2
Coding region: 100-489 (129 amino acids)
Biological process (GO): mitochondrial translation
Cellular component (GO): mitochondrial large ribosomal subunit; mitochondrial ribosome
Molecular function (GO): structural constituent of ribosome
Source: RefSeq, a predicted model, not a curated record
CCUGCUUUGACAUUUGACAAGCUCAGAUCAUUGAAAAAAGAUUGCCGCAUUCGGCAUGUGUGUUUUAGAAGUUUAGAAUUUUGCUAAAAUUUUGUAAUAAUGAACGUGCUGAACAGAGUUUUGGUUGCCUCAAAGCAAGUGGGAAACAUAUAUAAUGUUGUUCGGACCAGUAUACUUCAUUAUAAUGGAAGCCUGCUUUCGAGUGCGACUCCGGCCUCCAUACAAAUGGCCAAAAGCUUCUCCGUUUCGAGCAACCGUUUCGAUUUGAUGGAUUUCUUCGACGACAAGAAAAACUGGGGCGAAAAUGAAGUUAAACAUGGUCGGGCGUGGAAUAAAGACGAGCUGCGAAUCAAGUCGAAUGUGGAUUUGCAUAAACUUUGGUUCGUGCUUCUGAAGGAACGGAACAUGCUGAUGACCAUGGAACAUGAAUGCGAGGAAAAGAUGGAACUAUUUCCCAGUCCCGAGCGGCUUGAUAAGGUAAAAUGGUAAUAGGUGCUUUCAGGG